AUGGACCAAUUAGGGCCGCGAAAGCCAUAGUUCGAUAAGGCAAACAACGAGCCGUUUACUGGGGCUGUGAGCCUCUGUCUUUCUCACUCUCUCUCUAUAUAUCUGUGUGUGUAUAUAUACACUAUAUAUAUUUGUCACUUCCCAAAUCGAACUGUAUCACUUCCCGCUAAGCUAAGCGAAGCAUAGUUGUACAAUUUUCGAACGAAUAAUUGAUUUCCAGAGAUCAUUUUAGGUCAUCUAUGGCGUUGUUUGGUUUACGAUCCAGAAACGAUCAAGGUGGAGGCAAUAAUGAUCUGAAUGCAUAGGUUUGAAAAAUGGCAGAGUCCAGUAUUGCAAAUGCGAGAUAUAUAUACAUACAUGAUGUCAAAAAGAGGCCUCUUGAAGCAAUCGACACGUACCAUAUUGUUGUUCGAAAGAGCUUUGCGAAGGGUUUCCUCGUAUACCUAUCCGCUGUUUUUCUUAUAGCUAAUGCUUUCUUUCUCUUUUUACUCAAGGACAAAUCAAUUACCUUCCUUCUGUGGAGCAUACUUUUUAGUGGAUUCAUUGUCAAACAAUUUCUUCGGAAGCCCAUUGAGAAAGAGUCCGUCAUAAUUUUCCCAGCUUUUGGAGUCCAACUUGAAACUCAGUAUGGAAGUGGGAGAACAAUUCGCCGUUUUGUUCCGAUUGGCAAAAUUUUGAAACCUGUGCUGAAUGAGUGUGUGACCCCAGUUACUUGUUACUGGUGCUUGUCUCUGAUUGUACGUGGGGAAGAAGAACUAAUGUUAGUUUUCAAGGGAUUACGGCCGCCUGUGAAAAUGUUAGUACCCAUCUGGAAGGCUCUGUGCGCCGCCACUGACUGUCUAGAAACCGGAGACUCAAUUACAUAAGAUGGUAAAUGGUUUUGAACUAUUGUUGAAUCAAGAACUGUGAUGCAGUGCAAUCCAAUUGGUCAUUGAUAUGCCUGUUGCACCACCGUUAUGGAAUGAGUCGAAAUGAUACCUACUUCUCUGAAGGUGUGGUUGUACCUAACGUUCAUUCGAUAUGUUAAAAGAGGGGAAAUUGCACAAAAUGAACAUCUCAAUGUCCUUUUUUUUUAGGAUUUCUCCCUCCCCAUUGCUCUCAAAAAUGUAACAUGAAUUCAUGAUAAAAAGAAGUGUUAAAAAGAGUUGUAGUGUUUGGUCCUGCUCGUUAGUUUUAGUUCUAGUGUUUGGUCUCAGCUAAUGUUAAGCUAUGGAUUUCCCAUCUGAAA
Messenger RNA from Cornus florida, 1228 nucleotides. RefSeq lists its product as uncharacterized. The transcript is spliced from 6 exons. Bases 315 to 866 code for a protein of 183 amino acids. The record is from RefSeq and is a predicted model, not a curated record. NCBI's taxonomy places the organism in Eukaryota, Viridiplantae, Streptophyta, Magnoliopsida, Cornales, Cornaceae. Gene Ontology annotation, biological process: GPI anchor biosynthetic process. Gene Ontology annotation, cellular component: glycosylphosphatidylinositol-N-acetylglucosaminyltransferase (GPI-GnT) complex.